AUGCCGGGUUCAGCAGCCGCACCAGUCGUCUACACUUUCCCAGCCGUCCCGGCACUCCAAGAGUCCCUGGCAAACUUCAUCGUCAAGGCUCAGACCGACGCCAUUGCCAAGCGCGGCCGGUUCACCAUUGCCCUCUCUGGCGGUUCCCUCCCCAACAACCUCUCCCCGCUCGCCGAGCACAAGGAUAUCCAAUGGGACAAAUGGCACGUCUUCUUCUCGGACGAACGGAUCGUACCUCUCGACCACGCCGACAGCAAUUAUGCCGCCUGCGCCAAGGCGUUCCUCGACCACGUCCCUAUCAAGCGUGAACAAAUACACACCAUUGACGUCUCGCUCUUUACAGACGAGACCAAGGCGGAUCCGACGGCGGGACCCAAGGACGCGGAUAAGGCGGAAGAGGAGGCAGUGGAGAUUGCGGAUGAGUACGAGAAGCAGUUGGUAGGGUGCUUUGCGGCGGGGAAUUCCGCGCGGUAUCCCACCUUUGAUCUCAUUCUGUUGGGGAUGGGUCCUGAUGGCCACACGUGCUCGCUCUUCCCGGGACAUGAGCUGUUGAGCGAGAGCUCGAGGUGGGUGGCAGAGGUGCAGGAUAGCCCAAAGCCCCCAAACAGGAGGAUCACUCUGACCUACCCUGUUCUCAACCACGCUUUCCGAUGCGCCUUCGUAGCUGCCGGCGAGGGCAAGCAGGACAUGCUCGCCAAUAUCCUCGACAGGCCAGAAGAUGGGUUACCGUGUUCGCGCGUCAGGCCAGCCGCACCCGGCUUGGUUUUCUGGUUCGUCGACGAAGCAGCCGCCAAAAAGCUCAACUACCCCGCGACAGAGUACAAGUGGAUCGAAGAUGACGAUAUGCAGGGGUCGGAGGACGCAAUCGCGGCGGAGAGGAAGAAGAUGAAGGCGGAGGUGGAUGCGGUGGUGAAGAGCCAUCAAUAA
Messenger RNA from Dioszegia hungarica, 927 nucleotides. RefSeq lists its product as uncharacterized. NCBI's taxonomy places the organism in Eukaryota, Fungi, Basidiomycota, Tremellomycetes, Tremellales, Bulleribasidiaceae. The record is from RefSeq and is a predicted model, not a curated record. Gene Ontology annotation, molecular function: 6-phosphogluconolactonase activity. The transcript is spliced from 3 exons. Bases 1 to 927 code for a protein of 308 amino acids. Gene Ontology annotation, biological process: carbohydrate metabolic process; pentose-phosphate shunt.